AUGGUGGUCCUGGUCACCUUCCCUGUUUGGCUGCUUCUGGGUCCCUUGCUUUGCCUUGCGCUUUGCCUGCGUUGGGCGCGGCGUCGUUCCCGGCCGAAGGACAAUGCAAGGGAUCGAAGCGACUUGGAGUGGGAGCUCAAAAUCGAGCUCCCCACGGAGAGCCCAGACUGCCUGCUCGGCGUGCCCAAGGAGAGUCACGCAAAGGAGCCCUUGGCACUGCCGCGGGCACCACUGGAACACAAGUUCGGUGCACCCAGGUCAGAACUCUACAAGAUCGAGUACUACCCCAUCGAUGAGGAUACCUCUUCAUUAAUACAGGCAGCCAUCCGAGACGAGUCACAGCACCAGAAACUGGAGGAGAAGCUCCAGCAGCUGUCCCUCCUCUGCCGCCACUUUCCUGCCUCCGGCUGGGUCCAACCCCAGGAUCCCCGCGUGCUGCUGAGGUUCUUGCUGGCCCGCCAGUGCAGCGUGGAGCGGUCCCUGAGCAUGCUCCAGGACGUGCUAUCCUGGCGGCGGCAGCACGGUGUAGCAGACGCUCUCCCUCACUGGGAGAAGGUGAGGCACGAGAGGUUCGAUUCCUACUGGAAGGCCUCCGGUUGCACUGGGGUGGACCGCGAAGGAGAUAUGGUGGUCUUCGAGAGGAUUGGGCAGUACGACGUGCCUGGGCUGCUGGCUUGCAACCAGGAGUUCAUCCAGAAGCACUGCAUCUACAGCGCGGAGUGUGUCUUCGCCAGCCUUGAACUUACCCGGAGGCGCCAUCUUCAGCAAGGCAGCAGCCGUGGCUUUCAGCUGACCGUGGUCGCAGACAUGGCGGGCCUCAACUUCUCCUUCCUGGACCCAAGAGCCCUUAAGAUGUGCCAGGCGGUGGCCAGGGUUGAGGCCGACCACUUCCCAGAAGUCUUAAAGCGCAUCAUCGUGGUGCGCGCACCCUGGAUCUUCUCUGCAGUUUGGCGGCUCUGCCGUCCAUUCUUGGAUAAGGGCUCGCUCGAAAAAGUGGAUGUCGUAAAAGACAGUGAGACCACCGAAGCCAUUCUGAGACACGUUCCUCCGGAGAAUGUGCCCAAAGCACUUGGUGGCAAGUUGCUGUCUGCUGAUUCAGAUGACUAUUGCCGCGACCUAGUUUCUCCUGGUGGCAAGAUCCCAGAUGAUGUUAUUGCAAUGACUUGGGAAUGA
Symbiodinium natans is the source of this 1173-nucleotide messenger RNA. The record is from the annotation of a GenBank genome assembly. NCBI's taxonomy places the organism in Eukaryota, Dinophyceae, Suessiales, Symbiodiniaceae.